Messenger RNA from Hemicordylus capensis (graceful crag lizard), 12333 nucleotides. RefSeq names its product laminin subunit alpha 2 (gene LAMA2). NCBI's taxonomy places the organism in Eukaryota, Metazoa, Chordata, Lepidosauria, Squamata, Cordylidae. Gene Ontology annotation, cellular component: basement membrane. Bases 270 to 9716 code for a protein of 3148 amino acids. The transcript is spliced from 64 exons. Gene Ontology annotation, biological process: regulation of cell adhesion; cell adhesion; regulation of cell migration. Gene Ontology annotation, molecular function: signaling receptor binding; extracellular matrix structural constituent. The record is from RefSeq and is a predicted model, not a curated record.
UUGAAUUUGUGCUCAACACUUUGGAAGGCUUCCCUGAUUGUUCAUUGUCUCGUGACCCGCAGGCCCUUGGCCGGUGCCUGACUCUGGAGUGGGCCAGAGGGAGUGAGCGCAACACUAGCAGGACAGGGGAGUGUCCUUUCGCGGCCCCCUCCCUGUGGCAGCAGGGGCUUCGCCGUCUCCUCUUCUCAGAAGAAGGCAGCGUCUCUCCUCACUCAUUUCAUCAGCCAGGAGGGAAGAGAGGUAUCGGCCGGCUGUUGCCGCUCUCAGCAAUGACGAGGGCACGUUUGCCUCUCCCCUUGGUCCUCCUCACCGCGUUCCUACUAAGCCGGUGCAGCACGCAACGUCUGCAGCAGCAGCAGCAGGUAGCGCCGCAGCAACGAGGUUUGUUUCCAGCCGUGUUGAACUUGGCUUCUAAUGCUCUCAUCACAGCAAAUGCUACUUGUGGUGAAAGAGGUCCUGAAAUGUUCUGCAAAUUGGUCGAGCAUGUACCUGGCCGACCAGUGAGAAACGCUCAAUGUCGGACCUGUGACCAACGCAGUAGGAUUCCAAAUCAACGACACCCAAUAACAAAUGCAAUUGAUGGCAAAAAUACGUGGUGGCAAAGUCCUAGUAUUCAGAAUGGGAUGGAAUAUCACUUUGUGACCAUCACUCUGGACCUGCGACAGGUCUUUCAGAUUGCUUAUGUCAUUGUAAAAGCAGCUAAUGCACCACGACCUGGAAACUGGAUUUUGGAGCGUUCGUUGGAUGGUGUCAACUACCAGCCCUGGCAAUAUCAUGCUAUCACAGACACAGAAUGUCUGACUCGCUACAACAUUCUUCCUCGCACUGGACCUCCAUCGUAUGCAAAAGAUGAUGAAGUUAUAUGCACUUCAUAUUACUCCAAGAUCCAUCCACUGGAAAAUGGAGAGAUUCACACAUCUUUGAUUAAUGGAAGACCAAGUGCAGAUGACCCUUCUCCCACACUGUUAGAAUUCACGUCAGCUCGCUAUAUUCGCCUCAGGUUUCAGAGGAUACGGACACUGAAUGCUGAUUUAAUGAUGCUCGCGCACAGAGAUCCCAAUGAAAUUGAUCCUAUAGUUACAAGAAGGUAUUAUUAUUCUGUAAAAGAUAUCUCUGUUGGAGGGAUGUGUAUCUGCUUUGGCCAUGCAAAGGCAUGCCCACUGAAUCCAGCUACAAACAGAUCUUCUUGUGAAUGUGAACACAACACAUGUGGAGAAAGCUGUGAUCACUGCUGCCCUGGAUUUAAUCAGAAGCCAUGGCAAGCUGGGACCUUCCUUGUAAAGUAUGAAUGUGAAGCAUGCAAUUGUCAUGGGAAAGCUGAAGAAUGUUACUACAAUCAGACUGUGGCAGACAGAAAGCAGAGUCUAAAUAUCCAUGGGGAAUAUAUCGGGGGUGGAGUGUGCAUUAAUUGCACACAAAACACUGCAGGCAUCAACUGUGAAACCUGCAUUGAUGGGUACUACAGGCCCAAAGGGGUGCUACCAGGUGAUCGCAGCCCAUGCCAACAAUGUCUUUGUAAUUCCAUUGGUUGUUUAGAUGGCACUUGUGUCAAGGAUGAGAAGCAUGCCAAAGGAGGAAUGCUUCCUGGAUCCUGCCACUGUAAACCUGGCUACGGAGGCAGGAGGUGUGAUAGAUGUGCACUGGGUUACAAAGGCUUUCCUUACUGUGUACCUUGCAACUGUUCCCUGAAAGGCAGCUUAAAUGAUGACCCUUGCCUAGGACCUUGCAUCUGCAAGGACCAUGUUGAAGGAAAGGACUGUGAUCGCUGUAAAGCAGGCUUCUUUAACCUGCAGCAAGACAACCCCAGGGGCUGUGAGGCAUGCUUUUGCUCAGGAAUAACAAAUGCCUGUGUGGGCUCUCGCUGGACCUACAACACUAUUAUGGACAUGAAUGGCUGGCACCUGACUGAUGUAGCUGGUCUUGCUAGAGUUACUCCUCAGCAGGACAGCUUUGAUGGACCACAGCAGCUUAGCAUCAACAAUGUGGCUGCAAGGAGUGUUCUGCCGCUAAUUUAUUAUUGGAGUGCACCCAGUCCUUAUUUGGGCAACAAAAUAACAGCUGCAGGAGGAAAUCUGAAAUUUACUAUUUCGUAUGACCUCACAGGGGAGGAAGAUGCUGCUGAAACAAUGCUUCAGCCUGAUGUUAUCAUAGAGGGAAGUGGCUUGAGAAUCAGGACAUCACAGGAGGGGAUUCACUUGAACCCAUUUGAAGAGCACACUGAAGAAGUGUUGAUGAAGCACGACUUAUUUAUGCUGCAUGGCACUGACUCCCCGGUCAGCAAAAGGGAAUUCAUGACUGUGCUGGCAAAUAUAAAGAGAGUUCUUAUAAGAGCCACAUACAGCAAUGGGAUGAAUGCCAUCUACAGGUUGAGUGGUGUCAGCCUAGAGGCUGCAGAUCGCUUUUCAACUGGGGAAAAAGAUGCAUCUGCUGUAGAAGUUUGCCGGUGUCCUCCAGGUUAUUCUGGAACCUCCUGUGAAUCUUGUUUGCCAAGGCAGAGACGAGUUAAUGGCACCAUUGUUGGUGGAAUCUGUAAGCCAUGCACAUGCUUUGGUCACGCAGACUCUUGCGCUGAUAUCACUGGAGAAUGCCUGGGCUGCAAGCACAACACAGGUGGCCUAUAUUGUAAUCAUUGUCUUCCUGGUUUCUAUGGAGAUGCUACUGAAGGGAAACCUGAUGACUGCCAGCUGUGUGCCUGCCCACUAAGUAUACCUUCAAACAAUUUCAGUCCAACAUGUCAUUUGGAACGAAGUCAUGGAUUAAUAUGUGAUGAAUGCCCCCAUGGGUAUGCUGGCUCACGCUGUGAGAGGUGUGCGGAAGGCUAUUUUGGACAACCUUUAAUACCAGGGGGCUCGUGCCAGCCUUGCCAGUGUAAUGACAACCUUGACUUCUCCAUUCCUGGCAGCUGUGACAGCUUGUCUGGGGCUUGUCUGAUAUGCAAGCCAGGUACAACAGGCCAGUACUGUGAGAAAUGCGCUGAUGGAUAUUUCGGAGAUGCUCUUGAUGCAAAGAACUGUCAACCUUGCCGCUGCCAUAUGAAUGCCUCAUUCUCAGAUACCUGCAAUUCUAAGACUGGACAGUGUGAUUGCAAACCCAAUGUUGUGGGACGCCGAUGUGAUGAGUGUAAGCGUGGAACUUUUGGAGUACAGUCAUCCAGAGGCUGUGUUCCUUGCAACUGUAAUUCAUUUGGAUCCAAAUCUUUUGAUUGUGAUGAGACAGGACAGUGCCACUGCCAACCAGGUGUUGGAGGAAAGAAGUGUGACCGCUGUGCGCAUGGAUUUUAUGGCUUUGAAGAAGGAGGAUGUACUCCUUGUGAAUGUUCCCAUCUUGGGAAUAACUGUGAUCCGCAUGAUGGCCGUUGCAUCUGUCCUCCCAAUACUGUAGGAAAUAGAUGUGAUAAAUGUGCACCAAAUCACUGGGGUCAUGACAUGAUCAGCGGGUGCAAGGCUUGUGACUGCAGUGUUGAUGGAUCCCUCAGUUUACAGUGUAAUCCUGAUACUGGCUGCUGUUUCUGCCGCCCAGAAUUCUCUGGGGAUAAAUGCACUGAAUGCAGGUUGGGACAUCGAAAUUUCCCACAGUGCCUUGCUUGUGUAUGUUUGACAGCAGGAACUGAGCCACAUACCUGUGAUUCAGAAAUGGAAAAAUGUUCAUGUGCUGAUCACACAGGACAAUGCACUUGUAAGGUUAAUGUGGAGGGUGUCUAUUGUGACAGGUGCAAACCUGGCACGUUUGGACUCUAUGCCAGGAACCCACUUGGCUGCAGCAGCUGCUACUGCUUUGGCCUGACGUCUCAGUGCAGUGAGGCAAAGGGGCUGGUCCGUGUGUGGUUAACUUUGAAGCCAGAUCAGGUGAUCCUUCCCCUAGUGGAUGAAAAUGUCCAGCACCGAACUACCCAAGGAAUUGUAUACCAAUAUCCAGAGACAGUUGCAGAUAUUGGAUUAGUGAUGCAAGAGCUACGCUCUGAACCACUUUACUGGAGACUUCCAGAACAGUUUGAAGGACGGAAGCUGACAGCAUAUGGGGGAAAGCUUAAAUAUGCGAUCUACUUUGAAGCACGAGAAGAGACCGGCUUUGCAACUUAUAGCCCCCAAGUCAUAAUCAGAGGUGGGCUUCCCACUUAUACUCGAGUUAUCGUCAGGCAUGUCGCUGCUCCUUUGAUUGGUCAAUUGACAAGGCAUGAGAUAGAAAUGACAGAGCAUGAGUGGAAAUAUUAUGGUGAUGACCCAAGGGUCAGUAACUUUGUGGCUCGUGAGGACUUCAUGAAUAUCUUGUACAAUGUUCAUUACAUACUUAUUAAGGCUACUCAUGGCAGCUUCAUGACACAAAGCAGAAUUUCUGAGAUCACCAUGGAAGUUGCAGAGCAGGGAACUGUAUCUGGAAGGAGUUCUCGUGCUCAGCUGAUUGAGAGAUGUGACUGCCCUUUGGGUUAUUCUGGCUUGUCAUGUGAGACAUGUUCCCUGGGCUUCUACAGAGUUCCUUCUACAUCCCCUGGCAGAAGGCCAGGUCCAGCUUUAGGUGCCUGUGUUCCAUGUCAGUGUCAUGGACACAGUGACACAUGUGAUCCUGAAACCUCAACAUGUCAGGGCUGCCGUCAUAACACUAGUGGUGACCACUGUGAAAAGUGUGCUCUUGGGUUCUAUGGGAUUGUUAGAGGAACUCCUAAUGACUGCCGACCUUGUGCCUGCCCUCUGGCUGUUUCCAGCAACAAUUUUAGUCCCUCAUGUGUUAUGGAAGGAGUCCGUGAUUACCGAUGUACUGCUUGCCCACCUGGAUAUGAAGGACAGUACUGUGAAAGAUGUUCCUCUGGCUACACUGGGAACCCAAGAAUUCCAGGUGGAUCUUGUCAAGAAUGUGAGUGUGAUCCAUACGGUUCACUGACUGUUCCUUGCGAUCCUGUCAUUGGACAGUGCACGUGCAAGCCUGGAUCUACUGGCUGGAAGUGUGCAGGCUGUGAACCCCGGCAUGCUCGUGAAGGCAUAGCAUGUGUUUUUUGUGAUGAUGAGUGCACUGGAGUCCUUCUCCGUGACUUGGAUCAGCUAAACCAGAUGGCUCUGAGUGUCAAUCUCAGUGGCCCUCUUCAUCCGCCGUAUAAAAUGCUUUAUUCUUUCGAAAAUACAACACAGGAAUUAAAGCAUUUACUGUCACCUCAGAGAGCACCAGAGAGGCUUCUUCAGUUGGCACAGAAGAACUUGGAUAGCCUUGUGACAGAGAUGGAUGAGCUUUGGACAAGGGCGACCAAGGUGACAGCAGAUGGGGAGCAAACUGGACAGGAUGCUGAGAGGACUAAUGAGAGAGCGAAGAGGCUUGGACAGUUCAUCAAGGGUACCCUCCAGGCUGCAAAAGCUGCAAAUGUUACUGCUAUAAGAUUGAAUGAAACCCUUGGAAUCCCAGACAAGACCCUGGAGAAAAGCCUUCAAGAAUUAAAGAGUGAUGUUGACAAAAUGAUGGCAGAGCUCAGGAAGAGAAAACUAGAUGUUCAAGAGGAAGCAGCCCAAGAUGAGUUAGAAGCUGCAGAAGACCUCUUGAAGAGGGUGAAUAAAUUGUUUGGAGAGCCUAGGAAGAAAACAGAAGAGCUUCAGAAUGAAGUCAGUGGAAAGUUGGCAGAUUACCAAUAUAAAGUUGAUGAUGCUCUCGACCUGCUGAGAGAAGCAACAAAUAAAAUUAGGGAAGCAGAUAGAUUAUCUGCAAUCAACCAAAGAAAUAUGACAGCAGUGGACAAAAAGAAGCAAGCUGUAGAAGAUGAAAGACAAGAGGCUGAAAAUACACUAAAAGAAGGGAAUGACAUCCUUAAUGAAGCUAAUGACCUUGCAAAUGGAAUCAACUUAGCUGUGGAGUAUGUGGAUGGUGUUCGGGAUAAUAUAGGCCGGCUGUUUGAUGAGCUAAAAGAUAAAAUAGAUGAUCUAUCUCAAGAUCUCAAAGACAGGAGACUUCCAGAAAAAGUGUUGCAAGCAGAAGCUCAUGCCACCCAGCUGAAUGAUUCAUCUGCAAAACUGGAUGGAAUCCUUGAGGAAGCUAAGAACCUUUCACUCAAUGCCACAGUAGCUUUCAAGGCAUACAGCAAUAUCAAGGACUAUAUAGAUGAAGCUGAUGGAAUUGCCAAAGGAGCAAAAGCUCGUGCCAAUGAAGCUAUACAACUGGCAUCUGGACCAGAAGGAUCAUUAAAGGAUGGUGCCAAGAGCUCUCUACAAAAAAGCUUCAGGGUUCUUAAUGAUGCCAACAGGCGUGCAAAUGAUGUUAAAGAAAAUGAGGAUAAUCUAAAAGGUAUGCAGAAUAGGUUGAAAGAUGCUGAGGAAAAGAACUCCGAUCUUCUGAGAGUUUUGAACGAUACCCUGGGAAAAUUGUCAGCAAUUCCAAAUGAUACAGCAGCCAAAGUGCAAGCAGUCAAAGAUAAAGCCCAGCAAGCUAAUGAUACUGCAAAUGAUGUAUUGGCUAGGAUCAGAGAUCUCAACAAGAAUCUCCUUGGUUUAAAAGACAACUACAGAAAACUGGUCGAUGAUGUGGCCAAAACAAAUGAUGUGGUGAAAGAUCCCAACAAAAACAUUGCUGAUGCAGAUGACACUGUUAAAAACCUGCAAAAGGAAGCAGAUCGGCUGCUCGAUAAACUCAAACCAAUCAAAGAACUUCAGGAUAACUUGGGGAAAAAUAUCUCUCAGAUUAAAGAACUCAUAAAUCAAGCCAGGAAGCAGGCUAAUACUAUUAAAGUAUCUGUGUCUUCUGGAGGCAACUGUAUUCGCACAUAUAGGCCAGAGAUAAAGAAAGGAAACUACAACACUGUUAUUCUCAAUGUAAAGACGACAGUUCCUGACAAUCUGCUUUUUUAUCUUGGAAGUAACAGAUUUACUGACUUUUUGGCCAUAGAAAUGCGUAAGGGCAAAGUAGAUUUCUUCUGGGAUGUAGGAUCUGGUGUUGGACGUAUUGAGUAUCCAGAUCUGACAAUUGAUGAUGGGUUUUGGUACCGAAUUGAAGCAUCAAGGAGUGGAAGAAGCGGCACAGUUUCCGUUCAGGCGUUGGAUGGCCCUAAAGCCAGCAUUGUACCAGGCACCUUCAGUGCAGUUGCUCCACCUGGCUACACAAUCCUGGAUGUGGAUGCAAAUGCUAUGUUGUUUGUUGGAGGUCUAACUGAGAAAAUAAAGAAAUCUGAGGCUGUAAGAGUCACCACAUUCACUGGCUGUAUGGGAGAAGCUUAUUUAGACAGCAAGCCCAUAGGACUGUGGAAUUUCAGGAACAUUGAAGGAGACUGUAAAGGAUGUGCUGUCAGCCCACAGAUGGCAGAUGGCGAGGGAACUGUCCAGUUUGAUGGAGAAGGUUAUGCUGUGGUGAGCCGCCCAAUAAGAUGGAACCCAAAUAUUUCCAUGGUCAUGUUCAAGUUCAAGACCUUCUCUUCCACUGCUCUUCUUAUGUACCUUGCUACACAAGACUUGAAAGAUUUCAUGAGUAUAGAGCUCAGUGAUGGGCGUAUUAAAGUCAGUUAUGAUCUAGGUUCAGGAACAGCUUCUGUUGUCGGCAACCAGAAUCACAAUGAUGGGAAAUGGAAAUCAUUCACCUUGUCAAGAAUUCUAAAACAAGCUAACAUAUCAAUUGUAGACAUAGACUCCAAUCAGGAAGAGAGUAUAUCAACAAUUUCAACAGGAAGACACUUUGGUCUCAACUUGAAAGCCAAUGAGUCAAUAUAUUUUGGUGGAUUGCCAACACGGAAAAACCGAAGACCUGAAGUAAACACAAAGAAAUUUGCAGGCUGCCUCAAAGAUAUUGAAAUUUCUCGGACGCCAUACAAUCUUCUGAGCAGUCCUGAUUCUGUUGGCCUUACCAAAGGGUGUUCGCUGGAGAACGUCUACGUAGUCAGCUUCCCCAAACCAGGCUUCGUGGAGCUGCCACCUGUCUCCCUUGAUGUGGGAACAGAAAUCCACUUGUCCUUCAGCACCAAGAAUGAAUCUGGUAUCAUCCUCUUUGGCACUAGUGGAGCACCUGUAGUCUCGAGACGGAGACGCAGACAGAGUGGGCAGCCCUAUUAUGCAGUGUUCCUGAACAGAGGUCGACUAGAAGUUCACGUCUCUGCUGGAGUAAGGGACCCUCGCAGGAUCACCAUCAAGCCUGAAUCUGGCGAGUUUCAUGAUGGUAGAGAACAUUCCAUCCGGAUAGAGAGACAUCCUGGGUUGUUUCUCAUACAGGUUGAUGAAGACAGGAGCCAGUCUCAAAGACUCCCAACAAAUCAGUCUAUUUCCACUAAGAAACUCUUUGUGGGAGGGACACCACCUGAGUUUCACACAGCCCCUAUCAGAAACAUACCUCCCUUUGACGGCUGUAUAUGGAACCUUGUUGUCAAUACUGUUCCAAUGGAUUUUGCCCAGCCAGUGUCCUUUGAAAAUGCAGAUAUUGGUCAAUGUCCCGAUUUAGGACCAGAGGGUGGCCCACCGCAUGAAAAAGAGGAUGAAGAUCGUACAACAGGCUUGAUCCCUCCUCAACCAGACAUUACAGAGAAGAAAGAAAAUGCAAUUUCUCCUUCACCACCUCCACCACCCUUACCUCCUUCUCAUGAUUUGCUUGCUGCUGAAGUGAAGAGUGCCACCAUUUCAGCUGACUAUGACGCUGUGACGGGCUUUUGUGCUGCUGAUGUGGAACCAAUUACCUUGAAAGGUGGCAAGCAAUUUGGUCUCUCAAGGAACAGCCAUAUUGCAGUUGCAUUUGAUGACACCAAAGUUAAGAAUAGUCUCACUAUUGAAUUUGAAAUCAGAACUGAAGCUGAAAAUGGGUUGCUUUUUUAUAUGGCACGCAUCAAUCAUGCUGAUUUUGCCACUGUUCAGAUAAAGAAUGGGUUUGCACACUUCGCUUAUGACCUGGGACAUGGAAACACCAGCACAAUGAUUCCUAGCAAAAUCAAUGAUGGCCAGUGGCACAAGAUAAAAAUAUUCCGAAAGAAGCAAGAAGGCACUCUUUCAGUUGAUGGUGCUACAAACAGGACCACUAGUCCAAAGAGAGCUGAUAUUUUGGAUGUUGUGGGAAUGCUGUUUGUUGGAGGAUUGCCCAUUAACUACACAACUAGAAGAAUUGGUCCAAUCGUAUAUAGCAUUGAUGGCUGCAUUCAAAAUUUUCAAAUGACCGAGUCUCCUGUUGACCUGGAUAAUCCUACGUCCAGCUAUAACGUUGGAAAGUGCUUUGCCAAUGCUCAAAAAGGAACAUACUUUGUGGGAACAGGAUUUGCCAAAACAAUUGGAGCAUAUAAAGUGGGGACAGAUGUACAAGUGGAAUUUGAGUUCCGUACAACUCAGACAAAUGGUGUUCUUUUAGGAAUCAGCAGUCAAAAAAUGGAUGGACUUGGCAUUGAACUGGUAAAUGAAAAUGUGAUGUUCCACGUUGAUAAUGGUGCAGGUCGUUUCUCUGCCAUCUAUGAACCUGCUGUUCCAGGUAGUUUGUGUGAUGGACAGUGGCACAAGGUUAUUGCACACAAGAUAAAGCACCGUUUAGAGCUGACAGUGGAUGGAUACCGUGUAGAAGGUCUCAGUCCAAAUGCGGCCUCCACAUCAGCAGACACUAAUGAUCCUGUCUUUGUUGGAGGAUAUCCUGAUGGCCUCAAUCAGUUUGGCCUGACCACUAAUAUCCGUUUCAAAGGCUGCAUUCGAUCCUUGAAGCUCACCAAAGGGACUGCUAAGCCUCUUGAGAUCAACUUCAGCAAAGCCUUGGAGAUAAAGGGAGUUCAGCCUCUGUCAUGCCCUACAAAUUAACAAGACAUCAUUAAACUCUGAUCUAGGUCUGACCACUUAAAAGGGAAAAAAGACCUCAGAUAUUUAAAAUAAAAACCCUACAUAUACAUGCAGUACCUUCAUAAUAAAAGGUCCUUGAGCAAACAUUUUGACUUCAGUCUGUGAUAUAUUCAAAAUGGUGCUAUUUCAGGGUGUGCUUCCAGAACAAAUAUUAAAUUAGAACAAUUUUUCUCCUUGGAGUGAAUAAAGCAGCAAGUUACCUCUAUGGGAUUUGUCAAAUCUUUUCCUCAGGUUUGAAGUGAAAUGAUUUAGUAUAGUUUUGCUGAACGGAGUGUAUAAAUGAAAAUCCAUGGCUCCCAUAGUGGAAUGGGAGCACUUUUUAAAAGCUGUGAUACAACAUGUAUGUUUAGAUCAAGACAAGCAGCUAUGAGUACUGUGUACCCCAAUUCCCAGUGUUGACUGAAAGCAGUGGGAACCAAAUGGGAUAAUAAUGUCAUUUCCCCACAAUUUCCCCCUGAUAUGACUAUCUCUAGAACUUUAGCUUCACUAUUAAGGGUGUGCAUGGACUGCAGUUGGAAUACUGCUCUCAAUUUGGACCGAACCGUGGUCUGGCAAACCGGUUCGGCUGAACCACAGACCAGCCUGGCGGUUUGAGGCUGUGCUGGGAGUGGGUGCAGCAAGCAGCACCUUUAAAAAUAAAGACACAGGUCCCUAUCAGCGUGACUACCGCUCCAGGUCGCUUCCUGCUGAUGCAGCGCUCCCCCAGCAGCCCAUGCAUGGCAGCCGCGCAACUCGGUCACUCACCAGGCCUCCGUGCAGGUGAAUGAUGGUGCUGCACCACCAAACCGGUUCACCAGACUACAGACCAAUCUGAAUUCGGACCAGUACUCAAAUUGCUGUGCACAUCCCUAUUUACUAUUUGCUACUUCCCACUUGAGUUUGGGCUAUAGCACAAAAAACCAGCAACUUCUUGUUUUACCUUAGAGCAGCUGGGGCCAUUACAGUCAAAUGGAUAUGCUGGUGACUGGGUCAUUGGCUUUUUUGGCUUCCACUGUGACAUCUAAAAGAUGCAAAAGUAGGCCUUUGAAUACUGUUCUGAAUCUUGCCCCUCUGCCAAAUUUUUUUUGCCUCUGUUACCAAAUGCCAACUGGCACUCCCAUGUCCUGGGUCUGUGUGUGUCCUCCGGAACAUUGUCAAGUCCCUGGCUCAUCAGAUAGGAUUUUAUCUGAAAUGGCCAGUUGCUGUAGUUUGAGCCAUCCGGCUUGGGAAUGCUGAGUCUAGUCUGGCUGGAAUCCAUGCUGUCUCUUUGUCACUGUAGCUGUGCCUUAUCAAUCCUGAGAUCAGAUUUGAGUCCCACCCACCCACCUACCCACACACACACAAAAACCCUGUUAGGGGCUAGGCCCGUAACCCUGUUGGGGGUAAUUACUUAUACAGCUUUGCAUUUCAGGAGCUAACUCACUCCCAUUAUAGCAGAAGUUAACAGAGUCUCAGGGGCAACAGCUUUUAAAUGAUAAGCAUGGAGAUUCAUGUACGGUUAAAUUAAUCUACUUUAUUCAAAAGUCCAUGAGGAUAGGAAAGACCUAUAUCUAACCACUGGCUACAUGGUGGUCAGAGAGAGACCUAUAGAAGCAUAGUGCUCAGAGAGAGAGCUAGAAGCUUUCUGGGAAGAAGAAGGCGGCACUCAUUCCCAGGGAGUUCGAGUACAUUCUAUCCAUAGAGGGGGUCAUAGAGGCAGAGGUAAACAGGAAAGAGAAGGACACCCUAACUAUCUAGCUCUACUCCCGAUGCCCCUAGUGGUCAUUAGUUACUGAUGCAAAAGGUUUAUGCCAUCUGCAGCUGGCUCUCCAAUAGUCCUUACAUCUCUUAUUAUGAAGUACAAACUAUGAUACACGGCCACAUACUGUUCCUUGGCUAUGCAUCUCUCCACCAGAGGGUGCAAGAUCUGACCCUCAUGCCUCUCUCUGCAGGUUUUCCCUUUGGAUAUUACAAAGGAAACGGGAAAAGUAGAUGCACUAGUCACUUCCAUAUAUGCAGCUCCCACUUAAGCAUAAUGGAACAUAAGUCCACUGGUGCAUCCAGUUCAGUAGUGUCUAUGAUAACUAGGCACAGCAAGGUUUCAGGCAUUAGUCUUUCCCAGCCCUACCUAGAGAUACCAGAGAUGGAACCUGGGACCUUCCUCAAGCAAAUCAGAUACUCUACCACUGAGCUACGGCCCCAUCUCCAGUUGUCGGAAGUUGCUCUCCAUUAGAUCUGAAAGUGCUUAAGCACCUUCUUCUUGGCCCAACAUGUUGCACUUUGGUAACGUCACAGUCAGACAAAUAUGCAUAGUUUCAUCAUCAAAGUGUUGGGCUACUUCAAAAAACCAAACACACACUACCUUUAAAAACAGUACUGUUUCAUUGUCUCUCAGCUUAUGAAUUGUAAUGUCUUCCAUGCACUCUGCUAGUGUUUCCUAUACUGUUUGUUUAUAUAUUGUUCCAUGAUACACAAGAGCAAAGAAAUUUUUUUGUAUGUCUGCUGAUGGAGAAGGGGAGGGGAGAAAGGGGAAUGGCAAGGUUCACUGCCUAACCAGUUUGUGUAACGUUAUUACAAAGAACAUAUUGGACUGAAAGCUUAAUAUAUCAUUUGAACAGCA